Messenger RNA from Camellia sinensis, 2818 nucleotides. It is a transcript of the gene PEX5, whose product is annotated as peroxin 5. Gene Ontology annotation, cellular component: cytosol; peroxisomal membrane. The record is from RefSeq and is a predicted model, not a curated record. Gene Ontology annotation, molecular function: protein binding. NCBI's taxonomy places the organism in Eukaryota, Viridiplantae, Streptophyta, Magnoliopsida, Ericales, Theaceae. Gene Ontology annotation, biological process: protein import into peroxisome matrix, docking.
GAUUGUAUAAUAAGAUAAAUACUAGCCAGACAAGGACCAAAAAAAACAACCCAGAGGUGCGCAGAGAGAGAUUGGUCUGAUUGCUCUGAUUAUACUAUACACACAUAUACAUACACCAUCAGUACACAUAUAGAGGUCGAGUACUCGAAAUCGAAUUAAAGAAGAAGAAGAAGAAGAAGAAGAGAGCUGUGAAUUGAGAGAGAGAGAGAGAUGGCGAUGCGAGACCUUGUGACUGGUGGUGCGGCUUGUGCUGUUCCUGGCUCAUCUUCUUCCUCAAACCCCUUCGGUGCUUUAGCCAACAAAAUUAUCGGUUCUUCUACCAACCAGUUGGAAAGGCUGAAGGAGAUUCCUACGCUAACAACCACGACUCCUGAUGGUAGUUUUUACCCGGGAGCUAAUGAGCCAUUAACUAUGCUCCCGGGAUCAGACUUUGAUCAUCAGAUGCAGCCUAAUGGCCAGGUCGCACAAUUUUUCCAGCGCUUCCGCCCUGCAGAUGAGGGUAGACUUGAUGGUGUUUGGGAUGAGAUGCACAAUCCUCAACCAGACAGUCUGAGCAACUUGCCUGUGAUGGUGCACCCAAUAGGAGUUAAUACUCGGCCUCAAUCAGAUUUGGAAGGGCCACCACAAAGAGUGUUGUCAAGUUUUCUGCAUUCAUUUGUUAAUAGCGGCCGAGGUGGUAUUCCAUUACAUCCUACUCCACUCCCAGUAUUGGGGUUGUCUGAAGGUGACAAGAAAUGCAUACGUGAUCGCAGCAGCAUCAUGGCUCGGCACAUUUUUGCUGAUAAGAGUGAAGACUUCAUCAAUUCACAGGUAAAUGCAUUAUUAUCUUCUUUGGACAUUGAUAAUGAUAUUCGGGCAAGGGGGCCUCUGCCUGGGAGAUUUCAUGAGCUGGACGAGUAUUGGAAUGAGUCUCAAGGUAUGCUGAAACCUGGGCCUCUUCCUGCAGAUGGUUGGGUUGCUGAAUAUGCGCAACACAGAGUACAACAUGGUGACCCUAAUGCUUGGGCUCAGUCAUUUGAACGACAGCAUGGUGCUAAUGGUUGGGCUUCUGAAUUUGAGCAUGAACAAUCUCAGAUUGCAUCAUUAAAUCCAAUGGGAGGUGCAAAUAUCUCAAACUUAGCUGCCAUGGAGCAGACUCGUAUGCUAGCACACACAUUAGCUCAGAAUAAUGACCCUAAAUUCCAGAAUUCAAAGUUUCUUCAAUUUGUGUCGAAGAUGAGUCGUGGUGAAAUUUUUAUUGAGGAUAAUCAAGUCAAGCCAACUGCAGUAUCUGCACCUGGGGAUUGGGCAACAGAAUAUCAACAGCAGCAUGAUGGAGGUCAUGCAUGGGCUGACCAGUUCGUGCAUGAUAAGCUUUCUCAUGGACCAGAUGGGUGGGCAAAUGAGUUUGCUGCUGAACGUGAGCUACAUGGGUCAAUCGAUGAUCAGUGGGUCAAUGAAUUUUCGAAGUUGAAUGUUCAGGACUGGGCGGACGAAUUUGGGCGUCAGGUCGGCGAAGGGGCAUUGGGGGAGAGUUCUACUGAUAACUGGGCAAAUGCAUACGAUGAUUACUUGAACGAACAAGUAGCUUCCAAGCAACGAUCAGACACUUCGAGGGGGGUCUAUGAGUUCUCUGAUAUGAAUCCUUAUGUUGGUCGCCCCAAUCCAUUGAAAGAAGGUCAGGAGCUGUUUCGCAAAGGGCUUUUGAGUGAAGCUGUACUUGCUUUUGAGGCUGAAGUUCUUAAAAACCCUGACAAUGCUGAAGGUUGGAGGUUACUUGGAAUGGCCCAUGCUGAGAAUGACGAUGACCAACAGGCUAUUGCAGCCAUGAUGCGUGCACAGGAGGUUGAUCCAACAAACCUGGAAGUGCUUCUUGCUCUCGGCGUGAGUCAUACGAAUGAGUUGGAACAACCAGCUGCAUUGAAGUACUUGUAUAGUUGGCUACGCCAUCAUCCAAAGUAUGGGACGCUUGCCCAACCAGAGAUGUCUGAUUCUCUGUAUUAUGCGGAUGUUGCUAGAUUAUUCAAUGAUGCUGCGCAAAUGUCACCCGAGGAUGCGGAUGUACACAUAGUACUUGGUGUAUUGUUUAACUUAUCCAGAGAAUAUGACAAAGCCAUUGCAUCCUUUAAGACUGCUCUGGUACUCAAGCCACGAGAUUACUCUCUUUGGAACAAGCUCGGUGCAACACAAGCUAACAGUGUUCAGAGUGCUGAUGCAAUAGAGGCUUAUCAACAGGCACUAGAUUUGAAGCCUAAUUAUGUUCGUGCAUGGGCUAACAUGGGUAUCAGUUAUGCCAAUCAGGGUAUGUAUGAAGAGUCCAUCCGUUACUAUGUCCGUGCUCUUGCAAUGAAUCCAAAGGCAGAUAAUGCCUGGCAAUAUUUGAGAAUUUCUCUAAGCUGUGCUUCUCGGGAUGACAUGGUGAAAGCUUGUGACUCCCGGAAUCUUGAUAUUCUCCAGAAAGAGUUCCCACUUUGAUCUGCAUUCAUUUGUUUGGGAUAUUGAUGAAUAAUAGGCUCUGCUUUUGAGAUCUGGUCCGGGUUUGCUGCACCUUGAAUCUUGAUCCCUCACUGGAAAAUUUCCCGGUUUCUAGAUUAAGUGUGGCCAAGCUUGACCUCUAAAAUUUAUUUUGAAUUUCUUGUAUAAUUGAGCUCCCACUGGUGUGGCUGUUCAAGAUUUAUUGUAAGGGCACGAUACAAAAAGGAGCAAAAUAAAUUGUAGCAAUACAGAAGUGGGAUGAAUGGGAGCUAUUUAAUAUAGAACUUGAAAUCUCUCUCUCUCUCUCUGUUUUUUUGUUUUUGGUCUCGUUGGGAAGUGCAUUUGCAUAAUUACUUUUGUAUUA